CUUUUUCUGACAUUUCGACCGUUCCGCGAGUUGUUCGGGUUGGUGAAUUUUUGCGUGCGGUUUUUAAUUUCACGAAAAUUUCGUGCCUAAUCGUGCGAGACAGCUAGGCCGGCUUCCAGCGGAACUUUACGCACCGAGUUCGUUUAACCUGCGAUUGCUGCCCGUUCCCACCCCGGACUGACCACCGGCUGCCGCCGCCACUCGAAACAUGCAAAACGUGGAGCUCGUCGUCGAGCGAAGGCUCCGGCCAAUUUUUGAAUCGAUCGAAAUCGGCAACUACAAGAAAGCGCUGCAGGACGUCGAGAAGGUGCUCAAGAAGAACCCCACCAUCCAGUGCGGCCGGGCGCUCAAGGCAUGGGCGUACAUCCGGCUGGGCCGCGACGAGGAAAGCGCCACCCUCAUCAAAGCCCUGGAAGCGGAAACGCCCUCCGAGUCGACGACGCUGCACGUGAUGACGCUGUGCUACAAGGAGACGGACCAGCUGGACAAGAUCUGCGCGCUGUUCACGAACGCCUCGAAGCUGCACCCGGGCAACGAGGAGCUUCUGUCGCAGCUGUUUAUCGCCCACAUGCGCGUCAACGACUUCAAGGCGCAGCAAACGGUGGCGCUGCAGCUGUACAAGCUGAAACCGCGCAAUCCGUUCUACUUUUGGGCGGUUAUGAGCGUGGUGCUGCAGGCGCUGCGGGGACCCGACCGGAACGACCAGCAAAAGAGCAAGUUGCUGCUUUCGCUGGCCCAACGCAUGGUGGACAAGCUGAUCGCGGAGAACAAGCUCGAGGCGUCGCAGGAGGUGCAGCUGUACCUGCAGAUCUUGCAGUACCAGGAAAAGUACCAGGAGAUGCUGGAGUUUUUGGAGGGUUCGGUGUGCCAGAAGCUGUACCCGGGCGCGCCGCACUCGAUCAAGAUUGACCUGCUGAAGCGACUCAACAAGUGGGGCGAUCUGAACAAGCUGAUGAAGACGCUGCUGGAGGCGGACCCGGACCGGUGGGACUACUACCAGGACUACAUCCAGUCGACGUUCGAACUCAUCAAGAGCCAGGAGAAGCCACCGGAAACGGACCACACCGUCGACAUGUGCCACGAGUUUAUCUGCGGGAUCAUGGAAUCGCAGCCGCGCAAGCACCGCGGGCCCUACCUGGCCCGGCUCGAGCUGAACCGGCUGAUGGUGGAGAACCGGUACGACCGGGAGCAGCUGUUUGGCGAGCUAACGGACCUGCUGCUCGACUACUUCCGCAUGUUUGGCGACAAGACGUGCUGCGCCAACGACCUGAAGCUGUUCCUGGAGUACGUGGAACCGGCCAAGCGGCCCGGCUUCGCGGCCAAACUCAUGCAGGAGUGCCGCAUCAACCCGGUGACGCUGCCGAGCAAUAAGGAGCACAUGCAACGCCACAUCUGCUCGCUGCAGAUUGCGCGCUUUUGUGGGGCGCACGCGGCACUGACGGAGGAACAUUUGACGGCGCUGUAUACGGCGCUCACGCUGCACUACGAGCACGGGUUCAGUGCGUUUGGGCAGGGACUGCUGCCGACGGAUAUGGGCCCGUCGGAUCCGUACGCGCUGCUGGCGGUGCACAUCAUGUACGACCGCGCGUGGCACCUGCAGCGCUCGGAACCCCUGGUGGAGGCACUCUGCCUGCUGCACCAUCUGCUCUCGAACAGCAUCAACAACUUUCACGCCAAGCUGCUCGCACUGCAGGCCUUCCACCGGUUAGGUCUGCUCGAUGCCGCCCACAAAAUGUACGAAUCGCUCGACAUCAAACACAUCCAGCUGGACUCGCUCGGCUACCUGCACUGUGCGCAACUCUGCAGCGGCGGACUGCCGGGACCGACGAAGCAUUUGUUCGACCAGACGUUGAACUUUUUCAUCAACGACCACCAGAACAGCGUGGAGUUCCUCAAGACGUCGUACAACUUUGGUUCCUUCUCGAAGCUGAUUGAGUUUUUGGACUUUCGGGAUCGACUGUCGAACAGCUUGCACUUUACGCUGAUCUCGGUCGAGGCGCUGCUGCUGGAGAUGGUCUGCUUCAGCGGAACGCUGGCCCAGAAUCUCUCCGCGUACCGGCUGAUGCGGAUAAAGCCCCACGAGGACCGGAUCAAGUGGGACGAGCUGAGCGACAACCGCGACUUGACCAUCUUCGUCACCUGGGAUCCGGUGGUGGACUACACGAAGGUACUGCCCCCGGGCGAAACGAACGGCGAGACCCUAGCCGUGGCGCUGGAACCGAAGACGGUCGAGCAGCAGCGGGAAGAGUUCCGCCAGGAGAGCUACAGCCAAGAGUUUGAGCUGCUCGAACUGCGCUCGGGACUGCUGCGACUCACAAGUUCCUUCAUCGAACUGUUCACCAAGGGCACCGACGAGGACUACACGACGGCCGUGGACAUGCGACGCCACUGGGAGGACCUGUUUGUGAGGAUCCGCGCCAAGGGACGGCAGCCGAUGAGUGCGAAAUUUCUAGUCAAUUUGCUACCGUCGCGGUUGCAUUUAAUACUACGGAUGCCAUACGAGAGCACGCUCCGGACGGUGGCGGACUUUUUGCUGGCGCUGUGGAAGGGGGAGAAGCACGACGCCAUUAGGAGCGGCGCCGAAGCGUGCGUGAAGGGUGUGAACGAGCUGUUUGCGCUGCUGGCGGACAGCAUCGGGCAGUACAACAAGAGCGGAGAUUUGCUGUGGAACCGGAAGCAGGUGCACGAAACGGUCAAUGCGUGCCUUGAGAUCGCCUGCCUGGUGCUGUUUGUGUUCACCGUGUGCUUCGACAAGUUCUCGCAAGCGCCAACCCCGUCUCAGCCGGCGCGCAAACCCAAAAAGAAGGUCGACCCGUCCGGCGACCAAAACAACCACGAAGCCCCGAUCGUCCUGAUGACGGACAAGGCACGCCUGCAGCUGGUCUCCGACGUUCUUCGCGCGCUCAAAACGGGCUUCGUCGAGAGCGAGGCGGUUCUCUCUUCAUGGGAACUUCCCCUGUUGUCGGACUCGCUGGCGGCCGCUCUGGAGCAGAUGUCGCUGGGGAGCAAGAGCGAAUCUGCCGCGCGGAUGAACCUGAUGGACAGCCACCAGUUGGAGAUUGCCGAGCUGAAGAAGCUGCUGAAGGACAAGCUGAAACUGAUAAACAAAUCGAUUUAGAGAGUUGUUAAAGCUAGGAACCUUGACUGAGUGUAACCAGUAAGAGACACCGCCCCUCAUCUCCGUUUGAAGCCUGCGCCAGAACGUUUGCACCACACGCACACACCGGACACGUCCUUAAGCCAGUUUCCUCUCAACCAUUAAAAAAAAUUGCGCUCGAGAAUUGAGGCAGCAGCAGCAGCGAACGUCAAAGUUUGAGGCGUUUGCCUGCGCCUGCGCCAACAUUUGUAAUUGUCUAUUUAUCAUUAUUAUUACGACUUUAUUUUGUUUGCGAAACCCCAAUUCGGCUGGUGCGAGGCAGGAUUGUUAAAGAAAAAAUCGUGUUAAAAAUGCAUCAAAUUGUGAACAGUUUUCAUUUUUUUUAAAGAUAAAACAAAAUAACAGCCUCUCGUCGUCAAUGUGAGCAAGCAGCAAUCAAAACGUAGACAGUCACACACAAACCGUUAAAUGAAAUUACAAAGUUACGCUAAGAGGACAGUGCAGUGCGUUUUUUUUUUCUUCUUGAGUUCCCAGUGAAUGUUCAUUAAA
Messenger RNA from Culex quinquefasciatus (southern house mosquito), 3646 nucleotides. RefSeq names its product phagocyte signaling-impaired protein (gene psidin). The coding region runs from base 209 to 3118 and encodes 969 amino acids. Gene Ontology annotation, molecular function: protein binding; protein-N-terminal amino-acid acetyltransferase activity. The transcript is spliced from 8 exons. Gene Ontology annotation, cellular component: cytoplasm; NatB complex. Gene Ontology annotation, biological process: N-terminal peptidyl-methionine acetylation. Lineage: Eukaryota; Metazoa; Arthropoda; Insecta; Diptera; Culicidae. The record is from RefSeq and is a predicted model, not a curated record.